Mytilus californianus (California mussel) is the source of this 2797-nucleotide messenger RNA. RefSeq names its product serine/threonine-protein kinase greatwall-like. Bases 1 to 2667 code for a protein of 888 amino acids. Gene Ontology annotation, molecular function: ATP binding; protein serine/threonine kinase activity. The transcript has 15 exons. Gene Ontology annotation, biological process: intracellular signal transduction; peptidyl-serine phosphorylation. NCBI's taxonomy places the organism in Eukaryota, Metazoa, Mollusca, Bivalvia, Mytilida, Mytilidae. The record is from RefSeq and is a predicted model, not a curated record. Gene Ontology annotation, cellular component: nucleus.
AUGUCUCCUCCAGAUAUAGAAGAUUUUGAUUUCAUAAAGCCUAUCAGUAGAGGAGCAUUUGGACAGACAUUGUAUUUCAUGCACUGUUUCAGGAAAGUUUUCUUAGGAUGUAAAAAGAUUAAUAGAAAUAAAAUUUAUGCCAUUAAAGUGAUGAAAAAGGCUGACAUGGUACAGAAAAAUCUGGGGGAUCAAGUUUUGGCAGAAAGAGAUGCAAUGGCCCAGGCCACCAGUCCAUUUAUUGUACACUUGUUUUACUCAUUACAGUCAAAACAGAAUAUCUAUUUGGUGAUGGAAUACUUGAUAGGUGGGGAUGUAAAAAGUUUACUGGCAAUCUAUGGAUUUUUUGACGAGGAAAUGGCCAUGUUGUUUGCUGCUGAAGUAACAUUAGCAUUAGAAUAUCUUAAUUCUAGAGGCAUUGUACAUAGAGAUUUAAAACCAGACAAUAUGUUGAUAGACAGGAAAGGUCACAUAAAGCUGACAGAUUUUGGAUUGUCAAAAGUUAAUCUUGAUGUUGAUAAAAUAGGAAUUGAUGUAACCAAGACCCCACUACCUACAAACUAUAAGAGUAGACGGGACUACUACAGGACUCCAGGUCAAAUACUGUCUUUAAAGAGUAAUCUUGGAUUUAAUUCUCAACAGACACCAGUUAGAUCUAGUGUCAGUAGUUUAGAUACACCUGCGUCUUUCAACAACAGAAGAAAUCAUCUUAAUGAUAUCAGACAUUCUCCAUUGAUUUCCAAGAAACGUUUGAGUAUACGAGAUAGAUUAGUGAGCUCAGCUCGUAGAUCAUCCUUAGCAAGACUAACUCCACCUGUAAAGAGUCUGACGCCAACACUACAAGAAUCGUUGAAUUGGUCAACCCAUGCAAGCAGUGAUAUAUCUUUCAGUAGAAAGGAAUCUUCGAGACUUUCAAGUAUAAUUAGUGAAGGAAAAUCAAAAGGAUCGUUUCGAGACUUGAAACGUCAGCCAUUAUCAUUAUCCCACAUUCUAAACAAUUCUUCUAUAGCAGAAACAAGCGAUGAUAGUGUAUUCAAUUCCAGUGUCAGUAUAAAUAUAUCUUGUGUAAGUGAUAGCAGUAUUGAGGAAGUUUUUCAUACUUGUAUGAAGGAAAAUACAGAAAAUUGUGCUUGUCAAAGCCAUCUUAAAAUACCAUCAAGGCAACAGAGUGAGUUAGACGAUACACCACAAAUGCAUAGGACAGAUGAAGCUGUAUGGAACUCGUAUGCUGCCAGAAAUCUGAGAUCGAUGAGGUAUGGUUCCUACUCGGAAGACAGUGAUGAUAGUGAAGGAAAUGGUCAUAAAAACUCAGCAAGUACUGAUGUUAGGAAUGAUUCUGUGCCAGAAAUAUCGUUGAAACAAGAAUUGGAUGACGCAAAUCAGUCUAAUAAUGCUGAAAGUAGUUUUUAUAGCUACCAUUCUGAUGAUGAAAAUGGAGACAUAGAGCAUAUUCAAAUUCAGGAAAAGAAGACAUUAAGCAGAAAACGAUCUUUCGUUUGCUUGGACAAAAGUCCAUGUUUGAAACAUUCGUCUUCAAAUUCUGGAUUGACACAAGAAAUUAAUAUAUUAUCUCUAUAUGGUGAUGAACAUCGCUUUAAAAGAUCUAAUUCUGGGAAUUCAGAGAUACUUGCCAUAGCAGAAAUGAGACAGUGUGAAAGUGAUAGUCAGAAUUAUCGGGACUUUGCUGGUUUUACUGGAGAGCAUUUGCAUUCAAGUUUUCAUCAAAAAGCCGACAGCUGUGAUAAUAGAAAUGGCAAAACUAAUAAUGAUAGUAGUCAAUUUACAGUUUUAGAACACAUGCAUGUAGAUAGCCUUGAGACUAUUGAUGUGCAAGUAAAUAAAUCACCACAUGCAAUAUUUAAUAUCUCUGUAAGCUCUGAUGAUGAUGAUGAAUUAAUUGUUAAUGAUUCAAAGACCCAAGAGAAGACAGAAAUUGUAAAAAAGACAACACCAGUAAAAAUGACAAGAUUCUGUAGUACAAACAAAUUUUUAUCAGACAACAGAUCAUUUAGCUCUUUCAAAUUCAGCUCUGGUAUGUCUGGAGUUCCAUGUACCCCUGAAUCUACUGGAAAACAAAAGACACAUCAACCUCCAUUGUUUAAGACACCUGGUAAUUGUAUGAGUACGCCAGGAUUGCUGAAGACACCAGGUCAGGUCUGGACACCUGCAGCAGGUCUGCUGAAGACACCAUACAGGACACCAAAGAGUGUCAGACGUGGACGACCUCCUUGUACAGAAAGAAUACUUGGUACUCCAGACUACUUGGCUCCAGAAAUAUUAAAACAGGAACCACAUGGUAAACCUGUUGACUGGUGGGCUCUAGGGGUUUGUUUGUUUGAGUUUUUAACUGGUGUUCCUCCAUUUAAUGAUGAGACACCUGAACUAGUUUUUCGUAAUAUAUUAAGUAAAGAUGUUCCUUGGCCAGAUGAAGAUGAGGCUAUGUCUAAACAUGCCCAGCAGGCUAUUGAUAAUUUAUUAACAAUGGACCCAAGGAAAAGACCUACUGCUCAAGAGGUGAAAAAGAUGGAAUAUUUCAGCGACUUAGAUUGGAAUAACUUGCUAGACAUAGAACCAGCAUUUGUACCCCAACCUGAUGAUGAAACUGAUACUACUUAUUUUGAAGCAAGAAAUACCAUGCAGCAUCUAGUUGUUUCUGGUGUGGAUUUCUAAAUGUUUUGAAUCUCAACAUGGUAGAAAACUUACAAAGGAAUCUGUAGAUACCAGAUUUUUUACAAAAUGACAUUUCAUUAUAUCUUUCAUUUAGCUAAGCAUAUGUGAUAUACAGAUUUUGCCAAUUAUU